AUGCAAACCAAAGUAAUCGCCAUGCUUUCCGUCAUUGAUGACAUCUAUGACAUUUAUGGGACCCUAGAUGAACUUACUCUUCUCAUGGAUGCAAUUGAAAGAUGGGACCUUAGUCUCGUUGAUCAGCUACCACCAUACAUGAAAUAUUAUUACAAAGCUCUUUUAGAUGUUUAUGUCGAGAUUGAGGAAGAGUUGGGAAAGACAGGGAAAUCAUACCUUGUUCACUACGUGAUAGAUGAGAAAACAUCAACAGUUGGCUGUUACAUGAAUCAAAAUAAUGGUGCCUCAAAAGAGGAGGCUUUUGCUGAAAUUCAAAAACAAGUUACGAAUGCAUGGAAAGUCAAACCAAGAAUGCCUUCGUCCUGCUGUGCCAAUGGCUUUCCUCAAGCGAGUAUACUCAUUCAGCAGACAAAUUAA
Molecule: messenger RNA, 417 nt
Organism: Fraxinus pennsylvanica
Lineage: Eukaryota; Viridiplantae; Streptophyta; Magnoliopsida; Lamiales; Oleaceae
Source: the annotation of a GenBank genome assembly